AUGGCCCCUCCGCCACCCUACCUGAUAGCGACCGCCGCCCAAGAUGUUUCUUCUACGCUCGCCGCUGUCGUAGCAGCUACAGCAACAGCAGCAGUCGAGGCAGCAGCAAACACCAUGAUCCCCAUUGCGACCCCGACAGACACCUUCGCAGGCGCCAUCGCGACCGUCGCGAGCACCGCUGCUGCGGCGACGGCCACGAAUGCCGUAGCACAGGGCGAGGAAGGUGGCAACGGCGAGUGCAGCCUGCUUGGCUCCUUCGCCCUCAUAGUCCAGGCGGCCCUCGGUGGCCUUGCCUUGCUGUCUUUGGUUUUCAAGCGCUGGAGAGAGCGGCCACAACGUCCAGUCAAGAUCUGGUUCUUCGACGUCUCGAAGCAGGUGUUUGGCUCUGUUCUCGUCCACAUCGCCAAUAUCUUCAUGUCAAUGUUGACGUCGGGGCGCUUCUCGGUGACACUGGACCCCGCAACGACGGCCACCGUGCAGAGGUUGAUGAGACGCGGCGAGGACUACACACCCAACCCGUGCUCUUUCUACCUGCUCAACCUCGCCAUCGAUACCACCAUCGGCAUCCCCAUCCUCAUUGUACUUCUCCGCGUCCUGACGGGCCUCGUCGCAUACACACCCUUGGGCAAGCCCGAAGAGUCGAUCCGGUCUGGCAACUAUGGCACUCCUCCCAACGCCUGGUGGUGGCUAAAACAGUCCUUCAUAUACUUCUGCGGCCUUUUUGGCAUGAAGUUCUGCGUCCUCAUCAUCUUCCUACUCCUGCCAUGGAUCUCGCGUGUCGGCGAUUGGGCCUUGCGGUGGACCGAAGGCAACGAGCAGCUGCAGAUCUUCUUCGUCAUGAUGUUCUUCCCGCUCGUUAUGAACGCCAUGCAGUACUACAUCAUCGACUCUUUCAUCAAGCAACCCCAGCACGAGCAUGAGCGGCUACCGGAGGAGGACACUGACUGGAACUCGAGACACGCAGGUGUCAGCCCCUACGACGAUGCCGACUCGGCCAGCGAGGAGGGCGCGAGUUCAGAUGACGGAGCGAGCUUGAAGCUGAAGAAGGCGAAACAUGUAGAUGAUGCCGAGUACGAUCCGGAUACGGACGGUGACGCACCGACGGUCAUUGGUAGCAGUUCGAGCCGGACGAAUCACCAGAGAAGGGAUAAGGAUAUUUCGGCGGAGCUUUUCCCCAAGGAGUGA
Messenger RNA from Colletotrichum orchidophilum, 1185 nucleotides. RefSeq lists its product as uncharacterized. The coding region runs from base 1 to 1185 and encodes 394 amino acids. NCBI's taxonomy places the organism in Eukaryota, Fungi, Ascomycota, Sordariomycetes, Glomerellales, Glomerellaceae. The transcript is spliced from 2 exons. Gene Ontology annotation, cellular component: membrane. The record is from RefSeq and is a predicted model, not a curated record.